Molecule: messenger RNA, 7890 nt
Organism: Anarrhichthys ocellatus (wolf-eel)
Lineage: Eukaryota; Metazoa; Chordata; Actinopteri; Perciformes; Anarhichadidae
Gene: rimbp2b
Product: RIMS binding protein 2b
Exons: 22
Coding region: 1280-6007 (1575 amino acids)
Biological process (GO): neuromuscular synaptic transmission
Molecular function (GO): protein binding
Source: RefSeq, a predicted model, not a curated record
UUCAGGUGUUUUUAUGGAGCCUAACCCCUUGCCAGUACCCCUUCUCCUACCUGUGCUACACUGCCUCCAUCUCGUUAUCUUCCGCUAUGCUGUCUAAUGUCCCUGACAUGUCUGUUGCCUUCCAGUGUCGUGUUGGGAGGUCUGACCAGGAGCUGUGAAAGAGUAGAAGCUUGGAGCAGUCUGCCUCCCUUUCCUUUCCUGUUCCACCCUUUCAUGUUGUCUUACCCUCCCUGACCUGUCCCCUCCCUCCUUCCCUGUCCCUUCUCCCCCUGCUAGAUUUUUCAGGUAUCACUGCUAUGUCCAUCUGUUAGGGAGCAGUCCUGUUCAAUCCCAUUCUGAAUGCUUUCUGUCCACCUCAGUGGCUGUGCUUAUCUCUCCCUAUAUCCGUGGGCUGCUUACCAAAACAUACAAAUGGUCACCAGCUACACGACCACAUCACUGUGGAAUGUGAUUUGUUUUGCAUGAGGCAGGACAAAGAGUUUGGCUUUCUGAUGACGGGAGGGGGAGGAAGAGGAAAUAGAGAGACUGUGUCACCCUUCAUGAUGAUAAUGUCACCUACGAGUCUGAUGACAUUACCUAUCUUAGAACCUUAAUUUUUACUGGCAUGAAAAUGUAAUUUGCUUCUUUCACCUGACAGUAUCGCAAGUAUUCACAUAUAGUGGGAGUAGUGAUGUGACUGAAUGACACGGCCAUAUUUACUGUGUUAUGAAGAGCCUAGCAUUCAGUCCCUUGUAUUGUAUGGCUUCUUUUGUUGUUAUGGAUGACCACAGACAAAUGAGCACGCUACAGAGUUUGCUCACCCUUUUCAUGUAACGUAAAAAACCCUGUAUUGAUCAUACAAAGACAACAUAACCGAGGACAGCUUUUCAAACAGUACCAGUAACCAUGCAGACUUCUGAUUGUGUUACCUAAAGAGGGCAGCAAACCUCACUGUGGAUUGAUGUUAGUUUUUUUUGUUUUGUUCACACAGCAAAGCAUCUCUAGUCGUCUUCCAUAAGCACCUUAUGUGCGAAAUUUGAUCUGAUCUCUCCCACAGAUCAUUCAACAUAAACCGUUCUCACAUGGCAUUUGCUGUGGCGUAGUUUAUGUCUUUCUUGUUGUUAAGGGUUUAAAGGUCAGUACACUGCUGAGCAGCCUCUGUAUGACGGAUGUGUGAUAUGUGUGUGUGUGCACAUGUAACACCUGUGUUGUCUCUGAGUGUGGAGUCGAAGACUGGAGAUGCAUUUUGUGUUGGCUCAGUGCCGAUGGAUUUUUAGUUCCACUAACAGCAGCCCUCUCUAUGCUCCCCCCCUCCCCCAUACACUCCUCCCUCCCGGCUCUCCACCCCUGCACCCCCUGCGGACAGCAUAUGCGCGAGGCUGCAGAGCGGAGGCAGCAGCUAGAGUUGGAGCAUGAGCAGGCCUUGGCUGUACUCAAUGCAAAGCAGCAGGAGAUUGAAAUUCUUCAGACGGCUCAGGUUGAGGCAAAAAAGGAUCAUGAAGGCGCUGUCCAUCUGUUAGAGGCCAAAGUUCGCGAGCUGGAGGAAAAAUGUCGGUCUCAGAGUGAGCAGUUCAAUCUCCUCUCAAAAGAGCUGGAGAAGUUCCGGCUCCAGGCUGGGAAGUUUGAUAUCCUCGGCACUGAACCCUUAACUGUUGAAUCUCCUGGGUCGCCCAACAAAUCCCUCUCACAGCUCCUUAAUGGACUGGCUGCCCCCAUAGGAAAAGGCAAUGAGGCUCCAACAAGCAGAUCUUUGAUGUCUGAGUUCAUUCGUCCACUCCAGAUCAGUGGAGACAAGCCAGAGCUCCUUUCUGUCAAGCCAACAUUCCUCACUCGCGGUCGAGUCAGCAGCCCAGCACGGGCUUUCCUCCCUGAGAUGGACAAAGAGCUCAGCUCAACUACCAGGUCCAAACCGAGAUUCACAGGAAAGGUUCGUCUGUGUAUUGCUCGGUACAGUUACAAUCCUUAUGACGGGCCUAAUGAGAAUCCUGAGGCAGAGCUCCCCCUGUUGGCAGGGAAGUAUCUCUACGUUUACGGGACAAUGGAUGACGACGGCUUCUAUGAAGGAGAGCUGCUGGAUGGCCAACGGGGACUCGUCCCAUCCAAUUUUUUGGAAUUUGUCCAAGAUGAGGAGACAACCUCUGUCCAACACAGGGACACAGUGGCUAAAGAACCUGGCUACCUCAAUCACAGUAGCCUGGGGCCUCAGAGACUGAAACUUGGCACAAGAACAGGCAUAAGCAGCCUGCUGUCUGACAGUAAACUAGACUGUAUAAGCACCAGCAGCUUGGGCAUGGACCUCCUGGGCUCCUCAAGCAAUGGGACAGGAACCCUGGAUGUCAGCACUGACGAGGUCGGUGAAGACAUUGUGCCUUAUCCCCGCCGCAUCAACCUGAUUAAACAACUGGCCAAGAGUGUGAUCAUUGGCUGGGAUCCUCCUGUGGUCCCACCGGGCUGGGGCUCCAUCAGUGGCUACAAUGUCUUGGUGGAUAAGGAGUUCCGCAUGAGUGUCCCCUACGGGGGCAGGACAAAGACUCUUCUUGAAAAGCUCAAUCUGGUCACAAACACCUAUCGUAUCUCCGUGCAGAGCAUCACUGACCGGGGCCCGUCGGACGAGCUCCGGUGCACUCUGCUCGUGGGAAAGGACGUGGUGGUGGCACCUUACUACCUGCGGGUGGACAGCAUCACGCAGGUCUCUGCUGAGCUCUCUUGGAUGCCCAGCAACAGCAACUACAGUCACACCAUAUUCCUCAAUGGUGCAGAGUACGAUAUGGUCAAGGCGGGGGGCUAUAAGUACAAGUUCUUCAACCUGAAGCCCAUGACAGUUUACAAGGUGAAGGUUGUGGCACAGCCACAUCAGGUGCCUUGGCAGCUUCCGAUGGAUCAAAGGGAGAAGAGGGAAAUCUCUGUGGAGUUCUGCACUCAGCCUGCAGUGUGUGUGUUGUGCUCCCCAGGGCCCCCUCUCCCUCCCCAGGAGGUGCAGGUCCAGUGUGGUCAGAUACCGGGGGUCCUGCAGGUCAGAUGGAAGCCGCCACAUCUGACGUCUUCAGGAACCUCUAACGGGGCCAGUGUGAUUGGCUAUGCCGUGUGCACAAAGGGACAAAAGAUAGCAGAGGUCUUAUACCCCACAGCAGACUAUGUGACUGUGGAGUUAAACAGGAUUCAGUGUCUGGAGGCCAGGGAACUCAUUGUAAGGACGUUGUCAACACAAGGAGAGUCCCAGGACUCGUCCGUGGCCAUCAUCCCAAACAAUCUCUUGGGUUCUCCACGCCUCUCCCAACGAACCAAUGCACCUUCCCACCAUAUGGCCCACCCACAGUCCCAUCCGGGACACUCACAAACCCAUCCUCCUUACCCGUCAACGUACCCCCCGAAUCAUCCUCAGCCCCAGGUGCAGCCUCUGCCUCAAGCCCAGCCCCACACGCUGCCCCACGCACAGCCGCACUCACAGCCCGUGUGCCAACCCCCACCUCAUCCCCAGACUCAUUUCCAGAGCCACCCCAUGCCCAAGUCCAAACCCUUAGUAAGUGCCAGAGACCCAGAAACCAAAGAGCAUGAGGUGGGACUUCGGACAGCCCAGCCCUGGGAGCGAUCCCCCUCCCCGCUCCCUCCCAUGCGUGGAUCCAACCUGGAGCCGCCGCACUUCCAGCCACGGCGAUCGCCCUCUCCUCAGAGGAUCCUGCCACAGCCUCAGGGAGCCCCCAUCCCCAACACCCUCGCCAAGGCCAUGGCCAGGGAAGCUGCCCAGAGAGUGUUUGCCGAGGGCAACCGGGUUGAGAAAAGAAAUAUCUUUAGUGAGCGAGGUAACGCCUUGCAUCCACUCAACUCUGACGAGGAGGAGGAUGGCUACGACUCUCCUCAUGCGAGGAGGAGAGGAGCCUCGGUGGAUGAAUUCCUCAGAGGCUCAGAGUUGGGCAGACAGCAUCAUCAUCACCACUACAGCCACAGUGAAGAGUACCAGACAGAGAGCAGCCGGGGUUCGGACCUGUCCGACAUAAUGGAGGAGGAUGAGGAAGAUCUUUACUCUGAAAUGCAACUGGAGGAAGGCCGUAGGCGCAGCAUCAACUCUCACAACACUCUUAAGGCUUAUUACAAGCGUCAGGACUUAGCCGAGGAAAGAGACUGCUGGGAUCUCCAGCGGGAGGUGGUGAAGCAGAAGUCGCUCCGCAGCAAGCGUCUUCACAGCAUCCCCGAGGUGGCGGAGGAAGAGUCGGACUGCGUGGACAGCAUGGGCCAGCGCCUGCGCUUUGAAGAGGGCGGGCGGCCCAGAACGCCACGCACUCAGCGAAGGAUGUACCCGCAGCACAACCACCUCACCCAAAGCAAGAACUCCCGCCACCUGCAGCGCCAGCGCUCCUCCCCACGCUUCACCGACAGCCGCUACGGCUACAACGCAGACGACCGCGGCCUGGUGCGACCCAACCGCCAGAACACCAAGAGUCCUGACAGUGGUUUAGACUGCGGCAGUGAGGAAGAAGGCUCUCUAGGCCGUGGGUAUCGAGGGUACUACUCUCAUGGCAGCCCCAUGCGGGGGCCUGUUCACAUCAUUCACUGUGAAGGCCCGGUAGAAAGGCGGGCACUGGCAAUGGGCCGGAAAAGAACUCUGACCCGCCAGGGCAGCGUGGAGGAGGAGUUCUCUGACAUGCAAGUGACUGCAGCCAAGUCGGUACACACUGGUGACUUUAGGAACAGGGAGCACUUUGGGCCUGGUCGGGAGGCCGAGCCGCGAAACUACUCCAGGGAUGGGGCUCUGAGCGAGGGCAGGCUGAACGAGCUGGACAGGGUCUAUUACAGCCCCCACAGGGAGGCUAGGGCCCAGUCUUUGUCCAGGCUCAACCGGGACCAGCCGCUGAUCAUUGGGAACUCAUCAUCUUAUGGAAAUGCUGAUCGUCUGGACCACUCGGGGAGGAGGCCGGUUCACAUCGGCAACCCUCCUCAGCAACGGCCCAUCCCAUCCAUUGAGAUCACCAUGGACAGUAACAGUGAGGGGAGUGAGGGGAACCUCUCACCCGUCAAGGAGGAUGUUUACUAUGGCAGUGUAGCUCGGCGCAGGAUAUGGCGAUCUAUGUCCUCAGAGGAUCAAUAUGACGGCUUUGGCGAUCGCAGGCAGGGGCGGGGACGGCGCUCCCCGGAUUACUAUGAGGAAUCAGAGCCGGAGGAGAUGACCCGUGUGUUCGUGGCUCUGUUUGACUAUGACCCCAUGUCCAUGUCUCCAAACCCCGAUGCUGCGGAUGAGGAGCUGCCAUUCAAGGAGGGCCAGAUCAUCAAGGUCUUUGGGAAUAAAGACACGGAUGGCUUCUACAGGGCGAAAGUCCGAGACCGAGUGGGUCUGAUCCCCUGUAACAUGGUCUCUGAGAUCCAAACAGAGGAUGACGACAUGAUGGACCAGCUCCUAAAACAGGGCUUUCUUCCACUCAACACUCCUGUGGAGAAGUUAGUGAACUGUGACCGUUUCAAAGAUGGCCGCUCAAUAAAUCGCAGGUCCAGAAAGUCCAAGAGAGAGAGGAACAGGCGGAGCGGCCGUCAACAUCCAAUGUCAACGCGGAGAAUGGUGGCUCUGUAUGACUAUGACCCCCGAGAGAGCUCCCCUAACGUUGAUGUAGAGUAUGAGGGCAACAGACUGAAUGAGGAGGGUGAACUGACUUUCUGUGCCGGUGACGUCAUCACAGUUUUUGGUGAAAUAGAUGAAGAUGGUUUUCAUUAUGGCGAGCUCAAUGGACACAAGGGACUUGUUCCUUCCAACUUUCUAGAAGAAGUGCCUGAUGAUGUAGAGGUUUUUCUCACUGACUCACCAUCUCGAUACCCCCAGGACACUCCUGCACGGAUAAAGACCAAAAGGGUUCCAUUGGAAAAAUCGGGUCCGCCCAGAAGAGCAGGCUCUCCCACAGUGCGUCCACACAUCCCUGGCUCCCUGGCCCUGGGGCCCGGCAGUCCCAUCAGGGCCCCACUGGACAUGUACUCCUCCAAAAAGAAAAAGGGACUGCUCUCCAAAGGGAAGACACUGUUGCAAAGACUUGGCGCUGUAAAAUAAUUUCUUGACAGACUUGGAAAGUGUCAUCCACUUCCUUGUAGUGGUUAAAAAAAAAAAUCCAUCACAGUGGACAGGUGGCAUUUGUGAGCUUAACAAAUGCUUUAUUCUUGUACAUCUGUUGUAUACUAGAAUAUUUGUAUUUUGUUAAAAGUAUCCACUACAUAUUUUCAAUAACACAUUUCAUAUUUAUGAUCUGAUGUGUGUGUUGAGUAUCUUACCUCGGAGUCUCUGACUGAUGUUUUACUGUACACAGAGACAGGGCACUCUGGUCUAAUGGCACUGAUUACGCCACAUUAUGAGUCAGACCAGUGUCUCGGUGUACAGAAAUCAGAAUGUCGUUCAAACACCGAGGGAUCAAGUAAACCUCCAUUUUAAAAUCUGAAGAAAAAGAUGGACUUGUAGGGUCACAAGCGUGUUUCAGCCAGCCAGUCGCUUGCAUUGUAUGAGAGGUUUGCAUGCUUUACUUCAGCACAUUCCCACCUGAGCCCUCCAGAGUGCAUGCAAUGUGACGGGCUCGAAAAUGGAAACCUGGAGCAUGCAGUCCUUAAAUACAGCGUGGCUGACUCGCUGCGCAGUAAACUGUGACAAAUCAGCAGAGAUAACUUUCACUUUUCUGCCCUAUCUCAACAUCUGUGAUAGAGGCAAGUCCCCCCCCCCCACAAACAUGUCGGCACACAAGCACAUACUGUAUCUACUACAGGGUCUCUGCAUAAAAAUCAGGUUGAAUGGAAAUGCCUAGUAGAUCCAACCUCCAUGUAUUUGCCUUAUAAUCGCACAAUGGUUUGUACUUUGCCAAGUAGAGCAUGCAGUUCCAUGCCUACUGCUCAUUUAUGUUGGUACUUCAUGAGAUAUGUUAGCAGAUGUUCAUCCUGACUUGUGAUGUGCAGGGUAUUGUGUGACUGUCGUGACUUCCGUAGGACCAGAGCUUACAUAUAACCGUCCAAGACUCCUGUGUUCACAUGUCCCUCAUCUAAAGUACCUAAUCAUUCUUAAUUCUCGAAUUUUAGAAAACAGGUGAUGGAAAAGAGCAAACAUUGUCAGCAUACCAACCUUUUUUUUUUUUAGGCAGAGUGAAUAAAGGGACAUUUUUUAUUUGAGUUUACUGUUUUUUUAUGCCACACUGAUGCACAUUGGAUCUAAAACAAUGACUGCUCUACAAAGACAAAAACAUUACAUAAACAAAGUAACAGAUACAGCUAAUCUGUAAUAUAGCAUCAGCAAAUUAAGUCCUGUUACUGUACUGCAUUUGAUUCACAACGUACAACACAAGACUGAAGGUUUGACCAUUUUCACAGUAGACGACGGUGAGACACAUGGCUACCUCUACGCUGCCCCUCGACCCUUCUAACCCAAAAUCGAUUAGAUCCGAGAUGUUUAUUGAACCCAAUCUGUCAUUGAAGCCUGUUCAGUGUGUCCGAGUUUGGUUGGUGCAGAAUACAAGUACUGUAUAUCAAUACAUAUAUCUACACCUUAAUGUAGAAUAGUGAAUGUAUGAUGAAUUGAAAGCCAAUGUAUUUUUCAAAGCUGCCCAAAAGGAUUUUGCAGAUGUCCGUCUUUGUGCGUGAAAUGAAACUCCUUUAUUUCCCCCUCCCCAUUCUGUUUGCCAUUUCAUCCUCAUGCAUUUGAAAAUCUAGCCUAUUUUUUAUACAAGAGUUGAACUGAAACUGCCAAAAAAAAAAAAAAAAGAAUGUAUGCAAAUCAUUCUGUAAUACUUUCUGUACAGUUCUCGGCCGGACAGCCAUGAUAACCUACGAUAAACUGAUGUACAACUUUUCCUAUUUAUGGACCAUGUCGUCAGACAUCGCUUCUAUUCAUUUUGAGUGACUGUUGCUCUUUUUGUACUUUGUCCAUUUGUAAAAAUUGUUUAAAAUGUUUAUACUUGA